AUGAAAUCAGCUCUGUUCAGAAUCUUUGCUUGUUUCCUCCCCACAGCAGCUCUAGCCCUAGGCCCUGGAGCUCCGAAUGGCCCCGGCCAAAGGAUUUGCACGGUUGCUGCCAAGGGUGGACAGCAAGAUGACGUGCCUCAAAUCGUUAAAGCCUUCAAAGACUGUGGCAACGGGGGAAAGGUUGUGUUCCCAGAGGGCCAAACGUACUGGAUAGCGACCAAGCUCAAUCCCGUUGUAAACGAUGUCACAAUUGAAUGGCGUGGUAUCUGGCAAUUCUCGGACGACCUGGACUAUUGGCGGAACAACUCGUACCCAAUUGCGUUUCAGAAUCACCAUGCUGGCUUUAUUCUGACAGGAGAUGGCAUCCGUAUUGACGGCUUUGGAACAGGAGGCAUCCAUGGAAAUGGCGAUCUCUGGUAUACGGCCGAAGCUGGGCAUACGCUGCCCGGCCGGCCCAUGCCAUUUGUGCUAUGGAACGUGUCGGAUGUAACUGUCAGCCGAUUCUCGAUUCAGCAACCUCAGCUGUGGGCGUUCAACAUCAUGAACGGCACAAACAUCUGGGUUGAUCAACUGUACUGCAAUGCCACUGCGACGAAAGCACCCUGGGGUUCCAACUGGGUUCAGAACACAGAUGGGUUCGACACCAUGGACGUGAAAAACGUGUAUUUGUCGAAUUUCGUGUACCAAGGUGGAGACGACUGCAUUGCGAUAAAGCCCCGAAGCUAUGAUGUCAGCGUAUACAAUGUGACCUGUCGAGGCGGGAACGGAAUCGCCAUCGGCAGUCUCGGUCAGUAUCUAGAAGACUCGUCAGUGGAGAACGUGGUUGUGGACAACGUGACGGUCAUCCGGUACAAUGAGGACAUGCACAACAGCGCAUACAUCAAAACCUGGAUUGGCGAGCAGGCGCCCCAAGAUUCCAGCUAUGAAAGCGCAGGCCUCCCGAAUGGCGGCGGAUGGGGCAACGUGAGAAACAUUCUGUUCAGCAACUUCAAUAUCCAAGGAGCAGAUCUGGCGACUGCCAUUACACAGAGCAACGGCAACCCCAAGAACGGCACCUUCUCUGGGACUUCUAAUAUGCUGGUAUCGAAUGUGGCUUUUGUGAAUUUCACUGGAUCCACCAACAUAACAGCGGCGAAGUCGGCACGGGUCAAUGCCAUCUCGUGCUCAGAGAGACGCCCCUGUUACAAUAUCGACUAUCAGAACUUCACGGUCGUGCCCAUGACGAAUGCUUCGGCUCUGGGGUUGACUACGUGCGAGUACAUCGAGGAGGGUGGAGUCCAUGGGGAGAAGUGUACGUCGAGUUGA
Cladophialophora yegresii CBS 114405 is the source of this 1305-nucleotide messenger RNA. RefSeq lists its product as uncharacterized. The record is from RefSeq and is a predicted model, not a curated record. Gene Ontology annotation, molecular function: polygalacturonase activity. The transcript has 4 exons. Bases 1 to 1305 code for a protein of 434 amino acids. NCBI's taxonomy places the organism in Eukaryota, Fungi, Ascomycota, Eurotiomycetes, Chaetothyriales, Herpotrichiellaceae. Gene Ontology annotation, biological process: carbohydrate metabolic process.